Messenger RNA from Gryllus bimaculatus (two-spotted cricket), 417 nucleotides. The record is from the annotation of a GenBank genome assembly. NCBI's taxonomy places the organism in Eukaryota, Metazoa, Arthropoda, Insecta, Orthoptera, Gryllidae.
AUGGAAGCCAUUAAACCUGUGUUUCAAGAUUUAUGUAACACAAAGCUCCUUUCAAAAUGUGUUGGUGGUUACACGCAAAAUGCCAAUGAAUCAUUUCAUUCCAAAAUUUGGAAAAUUUGCCCCAAGACAGGAUUUUUUGGAAAGAGAAUUGUGGACAUUGGAACAAAUGAUGCAAUUAUUACUUUCAAUGAUGGAAUGAUGGGGAGAUUAAAAGUUUUGGAAAGAUUUCAGAUACCUGUAGGCAAAAAUAUGAGCAAUGCUUUGAAGAAUGAAGGCUGCGCUAGAAUUAGAUCUGCUGAAAAAAGAGCAUCCCAGGCAACAAAAGAGGCAAGAAAAUCCAGAAAAAAAUUAAAAUUACUAGAAGAAGCUAAGAAACAAGAACCAGAAGAAGUUUCCUAUGCUCCUGGUGCAUUUUAA